UUCUUUGCAAGCAAAGCGGGGAGAUUGCCAUAUGUCGCGAUGGCAGCCGCAAUACGUCACGCGAGCGGCUUGCGGCGCGGCGGAGCGGCAGCAGGGCUCAGUGGUGAAGCCGCACGCGAUUAGAGAUGACGUGUCGGCAACGCGAAAGUGGCGCGUGGCGCGGGCGACCGCGCGGCUCGUGACGCCGUGGCGGCAUGUGAUGUUCCGGAGACGCGCGCUCCGGCGGCGGCUGGCAGCGGCCGGCGCGCCCGCCUUGCCGGACGACCUGCUGCGGCGGCUGGCUCGCGCGCUGGACGCGGGCCCGGCCGGCCCGGCCUGCGUGCCCGGGCCGGCCGCGCUGCGCCCUCCCGUGCUCCGGGCCAUCCGCUUCCCCGACCUGCGGGAGCCAGCCGAGCUGCGCAGGAUGCCGCACUGCACCGACCAGCUCUGCUGCAAUCCCUACCACUUCAGCCGACUCUGCGAACCCGAAACCCCUCCUCCACCUUACAGUCGACUGGGCAUGGAGGAAGUCAAAAGUAAAGAAAAGGGAGAAAGUACACAAGACGCGAGGAGAACAGACCAUGAGCGGCUGGCAACUGGAUCCUUAGCUACUGAUGGAGAUGAACGUCAGAGUUGGGAGACAGAAUGGUGUCGGUUAGCAUAUUGGGAGCUGCAGCAGCGUGUUGGACGCCAGUUUAGUGUGCGCCUGCGCGCCGUUGACGUUUUCGGCGGCGGCGGCGGCACAUGCGGCUCCGGGAGGCAUGGCUUGUGUCUGGACGCGCUCGAUACACGGGAACCGCAAGUUGAACAGGUGCGGAAAACUCGAGCGAAAAUCGGUCUAGGCGUAACCCUCUCACUGGAGUCUGACGGGGUCUGGCUUUACAACCGAAGCCAGGAGCCAGUGUUUGUCAGCUCACCGGCUUUGGAUGCCGCCGCAGCCAAGGCUCUUUUGGUCUGGCGAGUGGCUCCCGGCCACUGCCUUUGUAUUUUCGACCCUGCAACUCCGCCUCCAGCAGUCUCCCUUCCCCACGUGGGACCAGUGGACCCUAGAUCUGUGAGGAUCUCUUUCGCAAAGGGCUGGGGUCCGAAAUACUCCCGGCGGGAUGUGACAGCUUGUCCCUGUUGGCUCGAAGUACUUUUAGCUCCCCCGAGCUGACGCAAAAGACUAUUCGCAGAGUGAAGUGAAGUGACUUAGUGUGUGAAAUGGAAACCAGACACUCGGUACUAUUUCGUUUUGCAUUUCCACCCUGUGGGGUACGGUUGUUUUGGUCUGGCGAUAUUUAUUUUUUUGUGAGGCAACACUGGUGAAUAUAACAUGGAAUGCUUUUUUGUAUUUUUAUGAAUUGAUAGCUCUAUCAAAUUGUAAUCAACAAUUUGAUCUGAGCUAGAUUGUUUGGCAAAUUCUUGUAUAAUUUUAUUUAAUCAAUUGAUAUUUAAUUUCAUGUAUAUUUUUCAGUGUUGCAAUCAAGCAAAAUUUCCGCCAGAUUUUGUUGUAAAAAUUGUACAAUUAUAGUUGUACUUGUAUAAACUCUGUUUUAAACGCGAGACUGUAUAUAGAAACUUUAUGUACAUUAUUUUAUAUAUAUUUGUAAUUAUUUAUAACAAUAUGCCUUAUAUUAGUGUAAUUAUUUAGUUUAGUACAGAUUUACUGUGAGAGUACAUUGCUUUAUAUUGUACAACGAGUUAAUGAACAUAAUAAUUUUUUAAUGAUAACAUUUAAAUAUUUAGCAAUUUAUUCUCCUGGUAACACUGUUCGUUUAAGCUUUGUACAAACAAUUAUAUUUUAAUGAAGUAAUGUUGUAUUGAGAAGUAGAUAAGGGCUGUGUGAAACGCAUUUUAAAUGAAAUAUCUCAUUUUGUGGGAACAUCCCUAGAUAACUAGUUUUUUUAAAGAUCUGUCAUAGUACAUGCGGAAAUAGAGCAAUUGAUUGGAUAGAUGUAAUUAUUGUAACCAUUAACAUUGUGCCUUGCGUUAUAUUCAAAUUAUAUGUAAAAGGAGACACUCCAAUGUGACCUAUACACCGCUAUUUUAUUUUAAAAGAUUUUUAAUCAAUUAAAACCAAUGCAACUAUUGUUUUGAUUAUAACAUUAUUGCAGUUUCUGUGUUGUGUCAGUUGAUUAAAAUUUAGUCAUGUUCAAUUAAAACUUUUAUAUGCGGUGAAGUGAGGGUUUGAUAUGGAGUUUGUUGAUCUUUGAAACAUUUAGGGUAUUACAGUCAAUUCCACUGGCCUAUAAUAGUAAGUAAACAUUAAUUAUAUAAUAUACAAAUUAUUUAAACUCGAAUUUAAAGAGUGCUUAGACAGGGCAAGCGAUUUGACAAUAAGAUAUUCUAGUCUCUAACAUGCUUGCUUUGUCUAAUUUGGUACUUAUGGCCAGUCUAUGGGUUAUUUAAAAAUUUAGCUAUGGUAAUGAUAUACACUGUUAUCUUUUGUAUUCGUAAUUUGAAAAUUGGCGCUUAACUUAUAUCUGACAGAUUUGUUGAAAGCUGAAAUUUGUAAUCUGUGCUUUAAACAUCAAAUAGCAUAGACAAUUUUCUAGGUACUUAAUAUUAUGUUUUUAUUUAUACCCGUGUAUACUUAAUAUUGUUUAUACUCAUUCACAGAUUAAUAUUACUGUUUAGUCAUUACCUUAGACUGAUGAAGCGCCUUAAUCAAACGUAUUUUCGAACAAUGUAUAAAAAUAUUUGCACAGAUAACUUGGACCAUAGAUUAAAUUAUAGUGACUGGCUAUAAUUAUGUGCAUAAUGUGAAAAUUUAUAUAUAAAGUUGUUAUUAAAUGCAAUGUACUUAUGUAAAGUAUGUAUACAUUGUUGAAAAUAUGUAAAGCUAUGUAUAUUGUGUAGAUAGCCACAGUUUUCCAUCGCCGAUUGUUACGCGUCUGACUGAGAUGGAUGAGAUUAGAAUAUGCUAAAUUAUGAAUAAAGAAGAGAAUAUUUUUA
Molecule: messenger RNA, 2916 nt
Organism: Pieris napi
Lineage: Eukaryota; Metazoa; Arthropoda; Insecta; Lepidoptera; Pieridae
Gene: Dad
Product: mothers against decapentaplegic homolog 6
Exons: 5
Coding region: 32-1135 (367 amino acids)
Biological process (GO): cell differentiation; BMP signaling pathway; transforming growth factor beta receptor signaling pathway
Cellular component (GO): heteromeric SMAD protein complex
Molecular function (GO): transcription regulator inhibitor activity; I-SMAD binding
Source: RefSeq, a predicted model, not a curated record